AUGUUAACAACGAUCCCUCCUCCGUCUGCGCGGCACACGACAAAUCUAUUAGAGUCUGAGCCGUCCACUGCCACGGGACAAAGAAGACACCGCCACGGGACAAAGAAGACACCGUACACGCCACGGGACAAAGAGAAGAGACCGUCCACCGCCACGGGACAAAGAGAAGAGACCGUCCACCGCCACGGGACAAAGAAGAGACCAUCCACCGCCACGAGACAAAGAGAAGACACCGUACACGCCACGGGACAAAGAAGACACCGUACACGCCACGGGACAAAGAGAAGAGACCGUCCACCGCCAUGGGACAAAGAAGAGACAUUGUCCACCGCUACGGGACAAAGAAGAGACCAUCCACCGCCACGAGACAAAGAGAAGACACCGUCCGCCGCCACGGGACAAAGAAAAGACAUUUUCCACCGCUACGGGACAAAGAAGAGACACCGAAAAGGCCAGGAAGUCCAAGAACAGGUGCUGAUGGUGACUUUUCUGAGCAUCAUUUCUGAGGCUGUGAUUCUUUGGUCGAUUUACAUGGAGUGGACAUUAACAAAGCAGGACGAUUGA
Molecule: messenger RNA, 564 nt
Organism: Knipowitschia caucasica
Lineage: Eukaryota; Metazoa; Chordata; Actinopteri; Gobiiformes; Gobiidae
Source: the annotation of a GenBank genome assembly